Molecule: messenger RNA, 2318 nt
Organism: Hyposmocoma kahamanoa
Lineage: Eukaryota; Metazoa; Arthropoda; Insecta; Lepidoptera; Cosmopterigidae
Gene: FoxP
Product: forkhead box protein P1
Exons: 17
Coding region: 144-2048 (634 amino acids)
Biological process (GO): regulation of transcription by RNA polymerase II
Cellular component (GO): nucleus
Molecular function (GO): DNA-binding transcription factor activity, RNA polymerase II-specific; RNA polymerase II cis-regulatory region sequence-specific DNA binding
Source: RefSeq, a predicted model, not a curated record
GAGUUGUACCGACUCAGUCUUUUCAAGCGUUCGGACGCGGAGUGCCGCAAGGUACCAUACUAGAAUCGGCCAUAUAGACAUUAUAUGAAAUUGAAAACUGAUGUAAAGUGAAAGUGAUAGACAGUUCUCUAUGUGUUUUCUGGAUGUGUCUACAGAGGGAUGACGAUGGUUACAACUUAGAUGAAACGAGACCAAUGGUGCAAUUACCUCUACUGGGUCCGGAGCCGGCACUGAAUACAAACCCAGGUGGCGCUGCGAAGCCGCCGCUCCUCAACUCUUUCGAGCUGGACCGCUGUCUGGACCGAGAGGAGUCCGGCCGGUGGGGUGGAGCGGGCGAGGCGGCGCGGCGGCGCCGGCGCAGCUCGCCGCCGCGCCGCGCCUCCCCUACCCGCGACAACAAUGAGCCCCUUUCGCUUGCACGGGCUUCAGCCCCAACAUCACCCACCGGUGGUGGGUCAACCCACUCCAGUCCAGCCCCAAUCUCGCCGACGGGCAGUGUGGGGGCAGUGGCCAGUGGAGCCCGCUCCCCUCUUCCGAUGGUGGCCCCAGACCUGCUUGCCAUGCAACUAUUGGAUCAGCAUUCCCAGCUCCAGGCACUAAUGAAGCAACGCUUGUUUCAUCAGCAUCACAUGCAGAAGCAGCACAUGUCAUCAGAAGCUGCUAAACGGCAGCUGGAACAAUCGCGGCUGCAGGAUCAGAUUAAUCUGAAUCUUCUGUCGCAAUCGCAUCUCCCACCACCUGACACUUCACCUGGUUCUCUACAGCAGCAAUUGGGUGCCCAGCAGCAGCAGUUAGUGCAGCAGUUGCAAGCGGUACAGCGCCAGUAUCUCAUGCACGGACCGCUGUCUGUACCACCGAAUGCUCCUCCAGGACUGAUGCUGUGGGGAAGUGAAAUGGAAGAACAUCCUCUUUUUGGACGAGGAGUCUGCAAAUGGCCCGGUUGCGAUGCUCUCGCUGAAGACUACCAGGCUUUUGUCAAGCAUUUAGAAGCAGCGCACACCCUAGACGACCGAUCUGCAGCACAGGCCCGCGUACAGAUGCAAGUUGUGGCCCAACUCGAGCUGCAACUGCGUCGCGAGCGCGACCGCCUGGCUGCCAUGAUGAGACACCUGCAUGCUGCAAGAGAUACUUCUCAUCAUGCUGCUAAACAUCCUCAUGGAGCUCCCAGCGAAGGUGCAUCUCCAGGACCUGUUCGACGUCGAGUGUCUGAUAAAUCUGGUGUCGCUAUAGCCGGAGAGAUUCAACGCAAUCGCGAAUUCUACAAAUCAGCUGACGUGCGGCCUCCAUUCACAUACGCUUCAUUGAUUCGACAGGCUAUAAUUGAAUCUCCGGACAAGCAGCUCACACUGAACGAGAUUUACAACUGGUUCCAGACCACGUUCUGCUACUUCAGACGCAAUGCCGCUACAUGGAAGAAUGCAGUGCGUCACAACCUGUCGCUGCACAAAUGCUUCAUGAGAGUGGAGAACGUCAAGGGAGCCGUCUGGACUGUGGACGAAGUGGAGUUCUACAAACGCCGGCCACAGAGAGCUGCGCACGCGCCGCCGCCGCCCGUGCACGCGGGGUUCAUGGGAGCUCAAAGUCCACCAAUGAUGACUAGCCCACAUGGUUACAGCGAGGCUUUGAAACGUAACCUUCAGGGUAUGAUGGAAGACUGCAACCUGUCAUAUAUGACUGGCGAAGAUCACAUGAUGCAAGGGAAUGAUGACUAUCCUUCUUCGCACGACGAUUACAGCCGACCUCCCAUGAUGAAUGGAUAUGGCAGCAGCAGUUCUUCGCACGAUGUGAAAGCCGAGGAUCUGAGCGCCAGCGAGGCCCAAGACAUCAAGCCGAACAUAUACGCUCUCAAGAACGAGAUGCAGGCUUCUGAUUAUUCCAACAAAGGAGACUACUCGAGUUCUAAUAAGGAGUCUUCAAGCAAUCGCUCUGGGGAGACCAGCCCGUACGAUGACUACCCUCGCUCCGAGGACAGAUAUCGUGCAUCUCUUUCACACAUCAAGGACGAGGCCGAGAACCUCUCCAUCAACGAGCAAAGAUCUGACAAAUAAACAAAAUAUGAUUGUGUAUUUCCCACUUAUACACAAAUGUGCAACGGGUACCAUUGUGUAUGAAAAGGAUGUGACAGUGUGUAUAAAGAAUUCGUGUAUUUGACAGAGAGUUUAAAGUGGAAUUAUAGUUCUUGUGGUAAUCGUACUUACGGACUUUUCGCGUAUAUUUAUGUUAGAAUUACGAUUAUAAUAUCACAGUAUGUAAUACAAGUUUAUAUUUACGGGUGUAGAAUCUAUUCCAAGUUAUUAGUGGUGUUAAAAGUGUAAUGU